Messenger RNA from Rhincodon typus (whale shark), 3927 nucleotides. RefSeq names its product golgi associated kinase 1B (gene gask1b). Gene Ontology annotation, cellular component: Golgi apparatus. The record is from RefSeq and is a predicted model, not a curated record. Bases 282 to 1769 code for a protein of 495 amino acids. Lineage: Eukaryota; Metazoa; Chordata; Chondrichthyes; Orectolobiformes; Rhincodontidae. The transcript has 4 exons.
AACGAAGACAGCAGUUGCCGCUUGCCUCCAGUAUAUGUCUCUCUCAGACACACAUUCACACAGAGCUGAGUGAGAACAGUUCGCUAUGUGCUUCCUCCAUUCAUUCCCUGCAACUUGCCGAUAGCGGUUAGAGAGAGAGAGAGAGUACUCAUAUUGGUCAGUGUGAGGCAGGUAGGUGCAGCACGGAUGGGAAAGGAUUUGGGAGUGAUGAUCCGUCUCUGGGCUCUGGAGAGCCGGGCUGGCACCUACCCAUCAGUCCAUCAUGUUGGAUCACCACGAGGAUGACUUGCCGAAGAGCUGGCAAACUGCGGUUCUGUCUGCUCGCCCUCUGUGCCUGGCUAGCGAGCGGGAGACGCCCCAGGAGCAAGAGGAACUUGCUGAUCGUCACGGGGGCUCUGUUGUACGCCUGCUUUGUGGUACUGCAGGGAGAUGUCUUACCUCGGGAGAGGCUGGACCGAGCUGCGGGCGAGAGGCACAGCCAGCCCGGCCGGCUGCCGGCCAGCACUCUCCCAACCCGGGGGAGAGAACCGUACAACUUCACCUCCAACCCCAAAGUGGUGUACAUCACCCUCCGCUCGAAAAGGAGGAAGCCGGUUAAAAUCAGGGGCACCGUGAGGCCAAAAACCAGGAAGAAACAUUCGGCUGUGCAGGAGAAUGCAGCCGCUCUGAUGGUGAGCCGGGACAGUCUGGCCCCAUCCGGGGGCAAACCGAGGGGUAACCCGUCCUCACCUUCUCGAGGGGCAGCCGCUGAGAGGGCGAGAAGCAGCGGCGAUGCCGCCUCCAGCAAUAUCCGGAUUUACAGUGACAGUGCCCCCUUUUGGUUCAGCCAGGGGGAUAUCGCCGCCAUGCGCUUCCUGGCCGAUUCCAGCAUUGGCCGCCUCCAGAGGCUCGUCCUCCCGGGCCGCCGGCCCCUCCUCCUCUUCCAAGGUGCGGGUAACCAACAGCGUCCCCCAAAGGCGAACGAAGUGAAAGCCGGCCGAACGUCGAGCUGCCGGGCACCGUGCGGGCUCCUGAAGACCCCGGGGGAUACCAGCGAAGUCUUCGCUUUCCAUCUCGAUAGGAUUCUGGGUCUCAAUAGGAGUCUGCCCGCUGUGGUUCGAAGGAUUCAGUCUGUUCAAGAUGGUCUACCUCGUCCUGUUAUUCUUUGGGAUGAUUCCUUGUCAAUCACCAGUAAUGAUACCCAGUCGACAGUCAAAUUGAAUUGGACGUCUUAUCAACAAUCACUAAAAUGGAAGUGUUGGGUUCAUGGCAAAGUACCUAAGCCAGACUGGAAUUGUACUGAUAUUCAUCACUAUGAAUGGUGCAAACUAGCUCUUUUUGAUUUUUUGCUGCAGGUUUAUAAUCGCCUUGACAGGAAUUGCUGUGGAUUCAGACCCAGAAAAGAAGAUACUUGUGCUCGAAAUGGCUGGAAAAUGAACUGUGACAAUCAGGAUAACAUCAGUUUAGUUCAUAUCAUAUACAGAGAAGAUGAUCAUCGGCAUUUAGUAUUCAUAGACAAUAAAGGCUACUUUGACAGAAAUGAAGAUAAUUUAAAUUUUAAAGUACUAGAAGGAAUAACUGAAUUUCCAGAAUCUGCUGUAUCCGUCCUAAAAAACGGACAUCUUCGAGAAAGGCUUCUUCAGUCUUUGUUCCUUGACAAACUUUAUUGGGAAAGUCAAGGAGGACGCAGAGGAAUUGAGAAACUGAUUGAUGUGAUUGAAAAGAGAGCAAUGAUUUUUCUUACUUAUAUUAAUGCACAUGGAUACAAGGUGCUCCCGAUGAAUGAGUAACUGUUUGCACUAUUGAUUAAUAUCAAUUAUCAAUUACAAUAAUUAAUAUCAAAUAUCAGUUACAACAUAGGUUCAUUCCUCAACAUUGUGCUUUAUUGCUGUUAUGACUUUUCUUUAUUAAUUUCUUCAUAUGUAAACUUUAUAUUGCAGAAGUACUCACAAUCAUCAAAAGGUGUGACUGAUGUUUAAGAGACAGGAUGAGUUGAGGCAAACAAAAAUUACUUGCCAGCAAAACUACUUAAGAUGGAGGGUAAUUCUAGGGAAGCACUUUUACACACUGAAUACUGAAGAAAUAAAUUUAUCAAAGUUUUCCUUAAUUUUUAUGAAGUUGGUUUUCUUGCCUGUUGCCAUGAUGUAAUGUUGAGGCCUAUAUUAAUUGGGUUUUUCCACAACAACAUCUCAGUCAGUUAGUUUACCAGAGAGCGAUGUGACUAAUGAUUGUUUGCAGGGUGCUCUAAGAUUACACUUCCUUUAAAGAAAGCAUAAGUCAUCCAAGGUGAAAAAGCAGAUCUGACCUCUUGUGCUAUCAAUAGGUUUAGAAUAUGGAUAUCAAUAAAGAAUCAAGAACACACAGACAUUGCCUAUUUGAAAUAAGAGCAGAUCAGUCAGUAUAUGUGGAGAGAACAAUGAAUUUUGUGCAAUAGGGCCUUAUAGUUAUCUAUGCUGCCUACAACUGAUAUUAUGCAAAGCACUGUAUAAAUCUAAGUCUUUUAAUCAAUCACUGAUGACCUGCAGUAUGUUCCAGCUGUUUGUUUCUUUUCAGUAAAUUUAAGGAGGAGACAGACACGUUUUUAAUUAGUCAUGGUUGAAAGUUUAUGGGGAGUGGGUAGGAAAGUGGAGUUGAAGCCGAGAUGAAAUCAGACAUGAUCAUAUCAAAUAGUGGAGAGGCUCAAGUGGCGGAAUUACAUACAUCCACUCCUAGUUCUUAUGUUCUUAAAAGAUCAGUCUACUUUUCUCUAUCAUAGAUAUUGGAAAUACUUUCACAUAUACUCCCCUAGACUUUGCAUUAGUUCAGCACUUAAAUAUGCUACCAAGAUGAUUAUUUUGAGCAAUUUUAUCUUUUACUGCUCAAGGUAGUUUCGAAUUAUAGGAUGGUAUCAUUACUUUUUGGAUUUCCCAAAUUUAAUAUAUUAUUUCAUUAUGGAAUACAGAACAAUUAAAACACCUGGAAAAACAUUAUUGCUUCAUUGAAUUUUAAUAAAUUAUUCCAUCCCAUGUAAGUAAUAAUAAAGUGUACUAACAAUCUGUGGAAGUUGCAUUUUGAAAAGCAUAUUGUAAACCCCAAUUCUGGCUUCAGUUCAAAAAACAUAACAAAAAUGCAGAUUAAAUUGGACGUCCCUCCAACAUGCAGAUAAACUUCAAUAAUACCAGCAAAUCCUAUAAUCCUUUCGGUGUAAAUGUAUAUAUUACUGUGGUUGAAAAAUUGAGAAUAAAUAGAUAUUAGGGAAUCAAAGUAUGAAGUAAUUAUAUUACAAUUUAUUAAAGAGUAUUUAAGUUCCUGCCAAAAAUAACAAUACUGCAAUAAUUGCACAUCCGUACACCACUACACCCAAACAGCAAAGGCAUUAAGUAUUGAGAAGGAUGUCUUUUCACAUUGAGUGGAACUUUUGGAUUGGGCAUUAGAAGAAGCCCAUUUCAAGAUACUGAAGAUCAUAAAACUUUAUUUAUUGUUUCAAAUAGCCCACAAACUUAGUGAUUCACAAGAUACUUUAAAAAAGACACUGACAUAAAUAAUUUAUUCUAUCACUGAGCAAAAUUUUCCCAGCUUUUAGAUUAUACAGUGUGGUAGCAGUACAAUUCCAACUCAGAGCAGUCACACCCUGAUUAGGCCCACACUAAUCUACAGAUAAACAUUUGCUGUCAACUGAUAAUGCAGUGCAUUAAUACAAGCCAUGGAAGAAUCUAUUACAUUGUACACAUAGCCUUUUCUGCAAAGAGAGCAAAAUGGAGGUUGGAAUAUGGAUAAACUCACUUUGGGAUAGGCACUGACCAACAAUAUGAUAAAAUAUUAUUAUUUUUAAUUAAUACACGUGUAUGCUGAAUGUAUAGACUUAUAUUUAAGAAUUUACAUUGACAUUUUGGAUCUCAGGAUUUGGUUAUAUCACACGUCUUUUCACAUUUAAACAAUAUGUUGCCAUGAAAAAUUAAAGUAAUUUAU